Messenger RNA from Biomphalaria glabrata, 12095 nucleotides. RefSeq lists its product as uncharacterized. NCBI's taxonomy places the organism in Eukaryota, Metazoa, Mollusca, Gastropoda, Planorbidae. The transcript is spliced from 18 exons. The record is from RefSeq and is a predicted model, not a curated record. Gene Ontology annotation, biological process: protein modification process. Bases 265 to 7806 code for a protein of 2513 amino acids.
AGCAUAUCUCGUCUUCAAUGUUUUGCCAUCGUCAAGGGCGCUCCGCUUAAAAAUAGAAACAGUCAUAAUGUCAAUUCUACACUAUGUAUAGAUUUACACUAGAUCUAGAAAUCUAGAUCUAUAUGCGCCUCUAAGAAGGUAUGUUGAAUGAAAUCAAUGCUAGAUCUAUUCUAGAACGCUCUAGGACAGAAAUCGAUUUUAAAGGGGCGGAAUGCCAGUUCGUUGGCUUUAUUCUUACAUAUGCAUGUUUAUCGCUAAUUCAAAAUGGCGGACAAUAACGAAACACCGUUAGGAAUAUCUGCAAUUGCUGACUGUUCGUCCCAUGCGUCUGCCUCCAAAGUAUACUUAAAUGAAAACACUAGAUCUAGUACUACCAAGAUUGACAGAUCCAAUCACACUACUUCUGGCACUCUUAUUCUGGAUGCAAGUUCUUUGGAUACGUCCAGCAUUAGACCUAGAUCUAGUUGUCAGGACGCUUCCAAAAACAAUAACACAGAAAUUUUGUCUCAUUUUCCUUGUCAUUCUGACGAAGCUAACAGAACAACGGUGAUAAACAAUAACAGUCUUAAAUGCCCAGUUGCUUUUGAAGUUCAAGCAGAAAAACAAUUAAAGCCAAAGCAAAAAAGAAAUUUACAAGAGUCAUUCCUUCAUUUUAUGAAAAAGAAAAAGAAUCUGUUAAAGCAGGAGCGGAGACAUACAGCCACAAGCCAAGGGCGUAACGUCAACCAGGAGCGCCUGGACGAGCUCAGAGCACAAGUGAUAGAACGAGCAAAGAGCUACAUCGGCGUACCCUAUGGAAGGAAAUAUUGGAGCCCAGAUUCUCCAGAGUACAAGUCGCCCUUCUUCCUAGACUGCUGCGGCCUGGUCAGGAGAGUCAUCAGAGAUCUCCAGAAUGAGCUCGGCUUCCGUCUGGGACCCGGUAACCAGGCCUACAUGUACGACACGCUGCCCAAUACACUCUGCGCUGACCAGAUGAAGCCUGGAGACUUGGUCUUUAUGACCGGAAUUUACAUCAACCCAAAAAGCAAGAAACAGUAUCACAAUAUGGUCCAUGUAGAGAUUUGGCUGGGCGAUGGCCAGAAGACGAUUGGCUCAAGAUGGAACUCUGGGAAGGUGGACAUUUUCGAUUCGUACAAGUUUCAGCCUAAAAGUUUCCACAGUGAAGAAUACAUCUUUAAGUCUGUAGACACCUGGUUGAUGGGAGAGUGUCAUAGUUUUUGCCCAGAGCACAGUUGGCAGAGGCCAGUGUACAAUCCGUCGGCUCGCUCCAUCUUCAACAUCGACGACAGCACAAUCGAUGAGAAAGCUAACGAUGACGACGAUGACAGUGAGACUGAGGCUUGCAGUGACUCCCCUGUCCCUCAGCUCUGUUUGGUGACGUCCUCUUUGGUGGAACAGGAAACAGUCGCCGCCUCUGAGAAUGCCAAUGUGUGUGCCAUGGUUUCCAGACCUGUAAAUCCUAUGCCUGGGUUGACAACGCCGACCCCCAUCUUGGGUUCCGACUCUGACUACUGCCUACGUUGUUUGUCACAAGUUUCCACCAAGGAAACUGGGCAGGAGAAGAAGUCACAAGAUGUAAAUCUACUCAAAGAGGGAAUACAAGUUUCUGAAAGUCUAGAAGGCAGGUCAAAGCUUAAUGCCACUUUUGUGUUGAGCCAAUGUAAAUGUCCGGAUGAUGUCAUAUCAUCAUUGAAAUGUGAGGAUGGCUUGCCAUCUGGAAUCCAAGAAUCCGUUUUGGACAAAUCAGUCACAUGCUUGGAAGAUUCUGUGUAUACUUCUAAAGGUAUACAAUAUCCUAGUUUGUCAUCUUGUAAUGAUGAAGAUUCUGUGAUUACUUCUAAAGGUAUACAACAUCCUAGUGUGUCAUCUUGUCCUGAUGAAGAUUCUGUGAUUACUUCUAAAGGUAUACAACAUCCUAGUGUGUCAUCUUGUCCUAAUGAAGAUUCUGUGAUUACUUCUAAAGGUCUACAACAUCCUAAUGUGUCAUCUUGUUCUGAUGAAGGUACUAAUUUGAACUGCCUAGCGGCUCAGUCAACACUCCCACCAGGCUCUAUUGCAUCCCAACACAAGAAUGAUAUUCCAGGCCUAGUAGAUUCCCCACAGAACAUUGAUGCUUUAGGCCAUCUAGGAUCCCUACUCAGCAAUGAUGUUUCUGGUCAUCUAGGACCCCCAUUCAACACUGAUGUUUCUGGCCAUCUAGGACCCCCAUUCAACACUGAUGUUUCUGGCCAUCUAAGAUCUCCUCUAAACAUUGAAAUGGCCAAAUCCCCAGAUAACAUCGAGGGUCAAGCCCAACCAGGAGCCCCAUGUGACACAAACAUUGAAGCACCACAAGAUGCGGGACACUGUCCAAACUUGGAAGUCCCUGACAAUAUAAAGUCUAUAUGCAACAACGAAGGCGAUAACGGAUCCCCAUACAACAAAGCCAACACCGUCCAUAUUGAAUCCCAAUGCAAUGUUGAUGAUUCAUGCUGUAUUGGUAUUUCUUGCAGUACAGAGACCACUAACAUGUUAGUCGAUCUAGGACCCCCAGACAAAAUGUCUAUUCCUAGUCAUCUUGGAUCUCUACAUGUUAAUAUUACUGCAACAAAUGAUGGCCCGGGCGAAAACCUUCAAAAUAUUGAAAUAGUAGUCGAUGAGUUAACAGAAGCUGCACAAAGAUUUGAUCAUGCAACAAAGGAAUCUUCAUGUGGCAAGGGAUUCCCUCUGAACAAUCACCUUACGUUUGACCCAACACUUCCACCAAGUGAGACUGGAGCCAUCGCUGAAUCCUUAAAUAGCCAUUGUGUAGCAGCACUCGAAGAGUUGCCAGCAAUCUUAACAUCUUCACUCAGCAUCGAUGCAGGUGGUAAGGUUGAAAGGACUAAAUCUAGUCAAUGCCAUGAGACAAGGGCGUUAAUUGGUAUUAAAACAUCUUUAGAAGCCACAAAAGAGGUAGAUGGUUGUGAAACUAAUGAAAAUCAAAGCUCGUCAAGUUUAGAGAAUCAAGGAAUAAACAAUAGAGAUGGAGCCGAUCAAAUGUCUUCUGGUUUAGGAUGCCAAGAAAUUAUUCUAAUCGAAAAUGUUAAAAUGUCUUCUGGUUUAGCAUAUCAACAAGUAGAUCUAGUUGAAACUGAAAACGAUAAAUGUUCUGCUGAUUUAGGAUGUCAAAUUGUUGAGGCUGAAAAUGAUACGUCUUCUAGUUUAGAAUACCAACUAAUAGAUCCAGUAGAAAAUGAUACGGCUUCUGGUUUAGAAUACCAACUAAUAGAUCCAAUUCAAAAUGAUACGUCUUCUGGUUUAGAAUACCAACUAAUAGAUCCAAUUCAAAAUGAUACGUCUUCUGGUUUAGAAUACCAACUAAUAGAUCCAGUAGAAAAUGAUUCGGCUUCUGGUUUAGAAUACCAACUAAUAGAACCCAUUCAAAAUGAUACGACUUCUGGUUUAGAAUACCAACUAAUAGAUCCAGUAGAAAAUGAUACGGCUUCUGGUUUGGAAUACCAACUAAUAGAUCCAAUUCACAAUGAUACGUCUUCUGGUUUAGAAUACCCACUAAAAGAUCCAGUAGAAAAUGAUAAGUCUUCUGGUUUAGAAUACCAACUAAUAGAUCCAGUAGAAAAUGAUACGGCUUCUGGUUUAAAAGCCCCUUCAAUAAUAUCCAUAGUUAAAUGUGAUGUUGGUGAAGAAUCAACACAAUCCCCACAUCACAUUUGUGUUCUUGAUACCAGUGAGACAGUGUCUAGUCAAGGAUCUCUACUAGUGUUUGGGGAGUCACAUGCUUGUAAUAAUAGUAAAACAUUCUUCAUUGAGCAAAGACCCACAGAGAACUUAAAUACAGCUGAAUUAAAUGGCGAUAACCAUGAAGUGCCAUCUACAAUGAGAUCCACACAAACAAAUGACGUCAUCAAAAACCGUGGUUCUAGUCGAGAAAACUUGAAUUUUAGUUUCCAAUGCGAGAUAUCAGGUUUAACCAAAGCCUUGCCUACUAACAACAUAGAUCUAGUUACCACCAAACAUAUUCCUUUCCGUACUCGCUAUUUGCAAAACCACCGCGGCCCUCCAAGUCUUGGCCGUAAUGUUUGUUCUAGGUUUAUAAAUCACUUCAUAUCUAGGUUGAGUGGUUGGCUGGUGAUGCCAGAUUGUGCAGUGAGGCAGACGUCUCCGACAGAUGAUAUGGUGAAUAUAGUAGCAUGCCCUGACUUGCUUUGUGCGCGGAAGACACUAGGAAGUGUGGACCUGAAUCGUUCCUUAUUGGACAGAAGUGGACACCGAGAACUUAAAGUGACUGGCCGGCAAGUAAGUCCAUCCCCAGUUACUAUGGGAGCAGUCGCAGAUAGAGCCAUGAGUACUGUCGCCCUGUGUAAACUGUACGUCACGUGGUUUGGUCACAAGAUGCUGUGCUUUGUGCAGAUGGUGGUUAGAAAAGCGUGGAGCUCCAUUUACUUUUGGAUGUUGACCUGCAGAAUCCUGGCCUGCAGGUUUGGUCAUGAUAGGAAACGAAACGAUAUUGCGCUGGACAGAGAAAUGAAGGCAAUUGAAGGCAACACUUUCACUGUCGGAUUGGGCAGAAAGAAAGCUGGCCGGCACAGAGUGUCUGCUGUAGAAAAGAAACGUGCCGGAGAAACGAUCCUAGAGCAUCGCAAGCCAGUAGCCGCUGACCGAAAUUUGCCAACCUCUGUAGGAUGUCAUCGUCAUAGAUCAGGACGUGAAGGUUGCGGGCAUUCAGGCUCAUUGCCAGCUCUCAGCAAUGCCAACAACAACAGCAGUAAGGUGCAUGAACAGGGCAACAUUUACCAGGUAGACAUGAUGAGGAUGAGGCUGGGGGAUCCCACAAACGGGGUGAGCAACCAUGUGGCCAGGGUAAAGGAUAGCCUUCCGCCCCUCUUUGUGAGCAACAGGAACACCCAGAGCACCAAACAGCUGUCUUCCAAGAAGCUGAUUCAUUUAGGGAAUCUACCUGUUCUUUCUAAUGCCUCUUCCGCCAGAGAGCUUUUGACCUCUGACGAAGCAGAGCCACUUUCGGCUUCCAGGUCAGAAGGUCAAGGUCCUGGGAAUACAAACGUGCUCUGUGGAAGCGUGCAUCACCAUGGUUACAUUCCAUGCGUCAGAACAGAUCUGAGAGAUUUCCCUUCCAGUAGCACGAAUGAUGCCAGCGAGGCUAAGAACAACGAUGCCAGAAAAGACAGCAACGGACUGACGAGCGGCGAGGAGCGAUCACUACAGAAAGGCGUUGUGCAAGAGUCUUCUGGACUAGCUAAACAACCCGUCCUCGGGGCGCGGCACCCGUGUCUUAUUGACCACCUGAGCGAGGUAGUGAUCGGAGGAGCGGCUGAAUACCACUACAACGAGCUGCUGAAGAAGGUCAAACCGCCGAGCCUCCUAAAAGAUGUCGUGAGAGGAGGCAGAGCGCACGCCACGCACGACGCCACCAGCUGCGACAACGAGGAGGAAGAGGACUCUGACUCGGAAACGGAUUCAGAGACGGAAGAUGAGGACGAGGAGAACUUUGACGACGAAGAAGAGCAAGACCCCAGCAACAACUACCUGCCCCCUUGGAUCCUGAGGACGCACCAGCCAGGCAUGUGCCUUGAGCUGUACGACAACAAGGACAACCUAAGCAGCAUUGAAGCUGGGGAGGAUCUCGACGAUAAUGAGGAAGGCUCCAAAAAGAGCUUGUCCCCGACAAGCAUCAGCCAGAGUACACCCUCGAUCAACAGAGCGAAAAUUUCUGGCAAAGGUACUGGAAUCAUUCACAAAUCAAGUGCUCAGGUUAGGAAGGCAGCCCAGGGCAAGGGCGAGGGCGCCGAUGGUGGAGAGAGCAGCUCCAGCAGCAAGAGCGCCAGCGAGAGCAAGAAGGAGAAAACCAGCGAGCAGGGAGAGGGCGCCGGCGACGACAGCGUGGGCAAAGGCAGCGACGACAGCAGCGGAGGAGGCGGAAAGAAAGGAGUCAAGAACAACAAGGCGCCCUCCUGCACCCUCCCCACAAACAUGCAACCCACCUUCUACGUCAGCGGCGGAAACAACAGCAUCCUCAAGAAGAGCCGACACCGAAACCCUAAAAGCCAGAAGAGUAGCCCUCGGCACAAACUCAAGCCGCUAACUAGCAGCCUUUUCAAGAAAGAGUAUCUUAAACGCAAACAAAUGCAUCAGAAAGCCAGAGAUCUUCUGCACGCCUGCCAAAAGACCCCGCCGACCUUGAACGAGACGAACUCUGCGCCGGAAGCUCUCAUGUUUCCACGCAUGCACGUGUACGCAUGUCCGGACCGGAGACCGAUGUUUUAUAUAAGUCGCGGCAACAAUAAUCAUUUGGUGGAAGGUCCACUGCUAGAACUCGGCUGGAAGAAGACUACAGACAAGCAUGACGAGAGAUACAGGCUCAAGUGGGUGGAGAACAGAUGUAGGAUCAACUAUAUAGCUUUCAGAGAAGGUGAACAACUUGUGAAUCACAUCCCUAAUUGCAAGCUUCUGACCAACAAACUUGGCCUCCUGUGUAGUCUGCAGGAAUAUGAGAGGGUAACUCUACUCACCAAGGGCAGACUACCCAGACUUAAAAUGGUCGAUUUUGUUCCAGAAACUUACAAACUAGAUGAAAGGACCGAUAGAGAGAAAUUCCUAAAUGACUAUAAAGAUGGAGAGACCUGGAUCUGCAAACCAACUAGUCUGAAUCAGGGAAAGGGCAUAUUCUUACUCCGAUCUCGAGAAGAAAUCAACCAGCUAUUAUCAGAGAGGGAGGCAAAGUCCUCUUGGACACGACAGGUUCAGAUGAGGAUAGUGCAAAGGUACAUUCACAACCCUUUGUUGAUUGAUGGCCGCAAGUUUGACAUCCGAGCAUACAUGUUCAUCGCUAGCACUGUCCCUUUCCUGGUUUUGUUUCACAAAGGUUAUGUGAGGCUGUCCUGUCAGAAGUACAGUCAAGAUGACCCCAAUCUGACCACUCACUUAACGAACCAGUUUGUUCAGAAGAAAGAUCCGUCCUAUAAAGAUAAUAAAGAAGACACUGCUUGGACAAUGGACAAGCUCAAUGAAUAUGUCAAUGAGAAUAUAGCCAAGGAGAGAAAUAUGGAGAAGGAUUGGGUGUUUGGAGGCUUGACUAAACAAAUGCAGAGAAUCACAUUACAUUGUUUCAACAGUGUGAAGCACAAGCUACAGUGUAAGAUUGGAUACUUUGAUCUGUACGGCAUGGACUUCAUGGUGGACGCAGACCUCAAGGUUUGGUUAAUUGAGAUCAAUGCCAAUCCAGCCUUGUGGACCAACUGCCAAGCUCUGAAGGAGGCUAUCCCAUGUGUCGUGCGUGAUGGUUUAUAUCUGGCAAUAGAAUGUUUUGAUAAAAGUCGAAAGGGCCAGUCACUCCUGCCUCUCAACUCUCUCGGUGGCUACAAUGUCCUUUACUGCGGCUCCUCACCUUUCAGUGGCCAGCGCCAAGCCCGCAGUGUAUCGCCGUUCAAGGAUUCCCUGGACAUCUGCCGUCCUACAGGAACAUCACCAGUGCCAGGUCAGAGGAAACCAUCUCCUCCACGUAGUGUAGCCAAAGGUGGGAACAAUAACAGCCCAUACAACAGCACUUUAAACCCAAAACCUGAGAAAAAAAGCAGCACCCUCCCCACUAUCAACAUCGGUGCCAAUGUCAGCAGUGUUCCAGCCAGACCUGGCCUGGUAGGAGGAGCCUACCACAGCACCUCUAAGAAGCAGCAAAGUUUGCCCCAACAGCAGAUCUCUCGUGUCUCUCUAGUCGGCAUUGUCUCUGGAGAAGAGAACAAGAUCCGAAUGACCCAUGCCAAUGUCAGCUCCAGUGAGAGCAAAGAGGAUGUUUACAAUAGGGGAAGUUAACUCUGCAAUACAAACAGAGUGAAGAGAGAGAAAACGAAAGUCAUCACCUUCUCUGAAGAAACUGCUGAGUUAUAUUUGAGUCCAGCGUGAAUGUCAACAUUGUCCUGUUCUCAUCAAUGUUGUCCUGUCACUUUAUGAACAGUAAACCAAUCUCAGAUUUGGCUACUGUGAGAAAAAAAAUGAAUUGAGAAAAAACCAAAAAUAUGUCAUUCUUCUUUGGGACAAAUGUUUGGUUUCUAUUUCGGCACAUUUUUUUUUUAUAUUUUUCAUCUUAAAAAACUGGAAUAUGUUGGUCAGUGACAAUGUCUGUGUUUAGCCCAUUACCUUGAAUCUCUUGUAAGGUCUGUUUGAAACAAUGUCCAAGAACUCUUUUUGUUUAUCAACUCAGUUAUCCGCUCCUGCUUGAGGACACAAUGAAUGCUAGGACUGGCCUACUUGUUAUGUCACUUAGGUAUAAUUGAUAUCUUAGACAUUUUUGUUCCGUAGAGUUUCCACUGAACAGUAUUAGUUGUAUUUUUUAAUCAUCUAGUUCUAAUGGUAAAUAUUUUAAGCCAAAAAUUUUUUUUUAGUCAUAGUCAAACUGUUAAGUCAGCGAAUAGAAAUGUGUGAUUCUCAAUAGAAGAGAAAUAAAUGUUUUUUACAUAAGUUUGUUUUACAGACUUUAAAAUUUGUACUGCUUACUAUGAAGGUUUAUUUUAGCUCUUUUACACCAAUAUAUGAUUUAUAGUGUUAAUCAUUGGCACUAUCUUAGCUCAUAUAUAUAUAUAUACAAGCUGAUGUACAGUUUAAUCAGUGUAGCACUUGUCUGUAUACAGAAGGCAGUGUAUAUUUCCCAGCAUGCAUCCUGUCAGUGGCCAUAUUUAUUUACCUAAAAUUAUGUGAUUAACAUCAUUUUUUUAUGUAUUUAUGUCUGCAAUUUCGAUAUGUAUUUUAUAACAUUUUUAUACAUAUUUCUUAUACCCCAAUGGCCUUGACCUUUUACAUUAAGGAUGUAUUAAAUGAACUUUAAAAAAUAAAUUUUAUGUUAUUAUGUUAAUGAAUAUGUUAAUGUUUAAGUUAAGUUCGUUUAUUUUUUUUUUUUUGUUUUUUUUUAAGUUCAAUUAGUUUGCCUUUUUUUUUUUUACUGUUUGACAACUUGAAUUUGAAUUAUGUUAGUCAAUUAUUGCUUUCUAAGUUUGACUGCUAUAUGUGUUAACAGGUGUACUGCGAGUGGAUAAAUGGUUGAACUCAAUCAAAUCAUAGAAUUAAUAUGAAAGUAGUAGGCCCUCAAUUUAUCAGCAUUUUCAAAGUGUUCAUGAACUUAGGUUUUUACUGUAAAAGUAAAGUACUUUCAGACCUUGUGAUGAAUGGAGCCAGUAGUGUGAUGAUCUUCUGUUUCUUUAGACCAAGGUUAAUAAAUGGUGUUUUUGAGUUCAGCAAAAUGACCAUUUUGACUUAACUUUCCCCAAAUCAUGUCAGGUGCUUUGAUUUGUUUGGAUUUUUUUAAAAAGAUAUAUAUAGUUGAAAAUUUGUGUCACUUCCAGGUUCCUCACUGAGAUGUGAACUUGUGUUCUCCUGGUUCUGAAGAUAGUACCAUAACCUUAAAGUUCCUAUUGUCUCAGCUUCAAUUUAAUCAUUGCUAUUGGGUUUGUGAAACUACAUACAGUUUUCCUUUGACUGACCUGUGAAAUCACUUCAAGUUUUCCUUUGGUUGACCUGUGAAACCACUUCAAGUUUUCCUUUGGUUGACCUGUGAAACCACUUCAAGUUUUCCUUUGGUUGACCUGUGAAACCACUUCAAGUUUUCCUUUUGUUGACCCGUGAAACCACUUCAAGUUUUCCUUUGGUUGACCUUACAGUUUGUACAAAAUCUAAUUCUGUUACUUCUCUUACUGGACAGAUUAAGUCUUUGAUUUUUUAAUGAGAAAUUGAGUUCAUAUAAAUUCACAUGACUCUUUUCUUUAGUUCAUCCAGACAAUUGAUAGUACUAUAAAUACAUAUUUUAGAGAUCUGAUUCUUGGAAUAAUGAUGAAAAUUAAUUAAUAUAAAUGGCUAUGAUGAUAAUGGAAGUCAAUCACUGAAAGACAAUCUACAUUGACUUUGUUAGGCCUUACAAUUUUCAUCAAAUGGUUCUGAUUUAAUCUUUUAGUAAGAAAUGUGCUUAUUGAGUAUUUAAGAAUGAAUUAUUCUUUUACUGUCAAAAUGAGUGUAAUGGCCAAAUGACAAGUGUUUUAAUGCCAAAUGAAGGUCUUGAGUUAGGAUUUGUUAGAGGCUAUUCAUUUAGAGAUUUAUUUAGAUUUAUUACAACUGAAUGCAACUAUUUUGAACGACACAUUUGUGUUUCUUUUUGAUGCUUGUUAUUUCUCUGACGUAACAACUGUUUCUUCUGUUGCAAUGCUUUGUUACUCAGUCACUUUAAUUAGCACCUAAGCUUAGCACAAUCUAUAGCACCUAAUCUUAGCACAAUCUCUUGACAUUGAAAAAUGAGGUUUUAGCCUAUUAGUAUUGCACACUCAGUCAAGAGGUGUGGUGGCUGAUUGUUAAGGCGCUUGGCUUCUGAACCAGGGUGGCUUAAGUUUGACGACUGGGAUUUUUAGGGGCCCCUCUGAGUCCACCCAGCUCUUAUGUUGGGUAAAAGUAAAAGACAGUUAGUCAGUGUGCUGGCCACAUGACACCCUUGCAAAUUGUGGGUCACAGACACAGAUGACCUUUACAUCAUCUAACCCAUAGAUCCCAAGGUCUGAUAGGAAAACUUUCUAUUAUAGACCUGCACUCUCACUCUAGUGGACCUCAGAAUUUAAGCUAGUUUAAAAGAUGUUUAAAAAGGUUGCAAGUGUUGUGAAUAUUUAUGUCUGAUGACCAACUUUUCUUGAGUAAGGAUGUGUUGAGCAGGAAUGUUAUCACCUUCCCCUGUUCUGUGAAACUUUUAAACUUUGUUCAACUUCCUAUACAGCAUAAUAUUCACUUCCCAUUAUUUCUUUGACAUACUUCUCUAUCCUUUUCAUAUUUCUGGUUUUGUCCCUUGUAGGGGAGCCUCUGCAGAGCCUUAACUCUUUCUCUCCGUAAUUAUUUUCCACAUUCCGACAGAAUUAUUCAUUUUUAUUUGGUAUACAAUUAAAGGAAAAUGCACACCUAUUUAAGAUAAUUUAAUGGAUGUUUAUAAAAUGAAAUAUAAAAGUUUAUUUUGAAUAGUGAAACUUAGAAGUUAAAAAGUUGUACAUAUUGACUGUGGACAAGUCUCCCUUAAAACUAUAUCUCGACAAUAUUUUAUGAUCCAAAUUAUAUAAAAAGUAUUUUUUUAUAAUAGUUAUUAAUAUUUUCACAAAAUUAAUUAUAUAACAUAUAUAAAACUAAUUGUCUUGAGGUCACUAUCCCAUGCCACGGCGCAUUGGGCAGCAAGCUGUCUCCAUAAAGAUCUGUCACUGGCAAUGUCUGAAGCCUCCUCCCACCUGGUGUCCACUGUUCUGAGGUACUCCAUGAACGUGUGGCGCCAAGUAUUACUUGGCCCCAUGUCACACCCCCUAUACAAAUUAAUAUAGAAAAAUAGAGCCUUUUUGAGCCCCCACUCUUUAAAAACAUCGUUUCUUUUGUAAAAACACAAAUCAAAAUUUUAAAAAUUCAUAUUUUUUCAAAAGUGAAACUACUCAAGAUUUUUUUUUAAGCAAUUAAAAGCAUUUUGUAAGGAAAGAUAACAAAAUAACUGACUUUUUAAGCAUAGAUGAUUAGGCUGUAUAAUGGGAUAAAAUCAACAAUGAUAUCAUCGGUUAGGAGAGAAGAGUUAAAUUGUGAUAUGGCUGUGUUGUCUUUUUGUUUUUUUCAAUCAUUGGUCAAGCGGUUCUUAUAUAUCCCAGUCAAUUUUUGAUUCUGGUGCCAACAUAAGACAUUUUCAAAGUAGUUUCAGAACUAAUGCCUAAUGACUUCCUACGCUCUCCAUCUAGCUUGCUUGACCAUUUCUACUGAAUGUUUCCCUUUAAGCAUUAAGUAAAUGAAUUCAGUGUAAUAUAUAUAUAUAUAUAUAUAUAUACAUAUAUGAAAUCAUUAUGUGAAGCACAGUAUUUGAGCUUUUAUUGACCUAAUACUACAACAGUGCUAUCGAAUUUGUAUUGUUUUGUUCUUGUGAAUGAUAACAGUAUUGAAUAGCUUUGUGAUCUGCCAAUUCAUUGAUUUUUAUGUAUUUUUACAUCAAUCUAGUAGCAUUCAUUUAACAAGUGAUUGUGUUUAAGCUUUGGCCCUAUUGUCAGUAACAAUUUAUUAUAUGCAUUCCGUCCAUAGAACUAUUAUUGAUUAUUUAUUAAAGUGACAUUGGCGUU